Messenger RNA from Didymodactylos carnosus, 1335 nucleotides. The record is from the annotation of a GenBank genome assembly. NCBI's taxonomy places the organism in Eukaryota, Metazoa, Rotifera, Eurotatoria, Philodinida, Philodinidae.
AUGUCUUUCUCUCUUUUUCAAUAUUCUUCACGACAAUACUCAUUUAACAUUCGAACAUUAAAUAACAACUCGUUACUUCUACAAAGUCAAGAUUUACAUUCAACAAUUGUCCAUCCGUGUCAUCAUCCAAUUUCUCAUUAUCAACAAUUAAUAGUCAAACGAGAGUUUUCAUGGCAAUUCUGGAAACAACAGCCAAUAGCAACAACAAAUCCAAAUGAUCUUAUUUUACAAUCAACAUCAACAGAUCCAUUGGAAAACAAAUUUAAUUCUGUGACAAUACAACCGCCUAUAAUUGAUGAACCAUCUAUUGUUGCGGAUGAGCUUGGUUAUAUUCCUGAACCUCCACCAAUUCCGUCUGAUAUACCUAUUGAAUUUUUGUUAAAUGCUGCUGGUGAGCCAUCAUUAACAACACUUGGAUUUACCAAAUGGUAUUUCCCAACUGGAUGGGUUCAAUAUGGUUUAGAAUAUUUGCAUGCCGAUUUAAACAUGCCUUGGUAUGCAGCGAUAAUGCUUGGUACAUUCAUUAUUCGUUUGUUGACAAUUCCUAUUGCUAUUUAUAAUCAAAAAAAUGCUGCGAAUAUGGCUAAAACAAUGCCAAGGAUACAAGAACUUCAACAAAAAUUAACCGAUGCACGAGUACGUGGUGAUCAAAUAGCCAUAUUGAAAGCGACUUAUGAGCUCAUGGAACAUAUGAAAACGAGUAAUAUGAAACCAUGGCGUGCAAUGAUCGGACCAUUUUUACAGAUGCCUGUAUUUAUUUCAUUUUUCUUGGGUAUACGUGGUUUAGCUAAUUAUCCACUUGAAAGUAUGAUGACUGGCGGCGCACUAUGGUUUACUGAUUUAACCGUGGCUGAUCCAUUUUAUAUAUUACCGAUUGCAACAGCAUUUACUCUUUUCGCCACACUAGAGCUGGGUAUAGAGACAGGCAUGCGCACAACCAAUCUUGGACCAUUGGGAAGAAAUCUUAUGCGUGCUGUACCAUUUGUUACUUUGUUUUUUACAUGCAAAUUUGCAUCUGCUGUCACAUUAUACUGGCUAACAUCAAAUAUUGUAACAUUGAUUCAAGCUAUAAUACUUCGACAACCAGCUGUUCGUACAUUUUUAAAAAUACCGGACUUACCUCCAAAAGAAGAUAUUCCGAAAAAAAAGAAAAAAGGCUGGACUGCUAUGACUGAUAAUCUUAAACAAAGUAAACUAUUAGCUGAAGUUGAAAAACGUAAACAAGCAGGUGACGACAUAUUUCGACGUGCUGGUAUUAGUUCACCUGUGCCAACAUACAAAUAUGAUCCGACAAAAGUAAAAACAAAUAAUCCGCCACAAAUACGUAAAAUAUAA